Orbicella faveolata is the source of this 1566-nucleotide messenger RNA. RefSeq lists its product as uncharacterized. NCBI's taxonomy places the organism in Eukaryota, Metazoa, Cnidaria, Anthozoa, Scleractinia, Merulinidae. Gene Ontology annotation, molecular function: calcium ion binding; alpha-amylase activity. Gene Ontology annotation, biological process: carbohydrate metabolic process. The record is from RefSeq and is a predicted model, not a curated record.
AGCAUUCUCAAUAUGUGACACUGUGAGUUACUACGGAGUGUCGUGACAUGUAGCUCAUGUGACUCGGUGUCGCCUGCAAGAAGAUGCUGUGGACCAUAUUUCCUGCACUUGUAGUUGUUAUUGCAGUUAGUUUUCAAAGCUGCGAUGGAAAAACAGCGGAGGAAUGGAAAGGAAGAAUCAUAUAUCAGGUACCCGGUGUUGAGCUUCUAACGGAUCGCUUUGCGCCCUCGGGAGAAGUGCCGUCCCAAAAGUGCGUUGGUCUGAGUAACUACUGCGGAGGGACGUUUAAAGGUAUUGAAAAGCACCUGGACUACAUUACCGGCCUGGGUGCUAAUGCUAUCUGGAUCUCCCCUAUAGUGCUUAAUACGGACAACGGUUACCAUGGUUACUGGGCUCAGAACAUAUUUGAAAUCAACCCUCAUUUUGGAACCAAGGAGGAUCUGAAAUCUUUGGUGGCAGCUUGUCAUGACCGUGACGUGUGGGUGAUGGUAGACAUUGUUGCCAAUCACAUGGGUUAUCCGCCCAACACAGACCCUUUGCCAGACGUCUCCAUGAGCUUCAAUAGUUUUGUUCCUUUUAACGAUUCAAAGUAUUUUCAUCCCGUUCAUCCAUACAUAAAAUGGCCUGAAGAAUGCAAGGAUCAAUGGAAAAUAGAAAUUUACUGGCUGGCAAACUUGCCUGAUCUUAAUCAAAGUCAUCCGUUUGUACACCAAACGUUGCUGAAAUGGAUCCAAGAUUUGACGACUGAGUUCGAAUUUGACGGCUAUCGGCUUGAUACAACCAUACAGGUCCCUAAAUUAUUCUGGGCGGAGUUUCGUAAGGCUGGAGGGGUGUUUAUGAUGGGCGAGGCUAACAACGGCCCCCCUCCAUGCGGAUCGAUGGAGUAUGUGGGACAAUACCAAGAGUAUAUUGACUCAGUGUUGGCUUACCCUAUGUAUUGGACAAUGCGAUGGAUCUUCCAGGAAAAGUCGAAAGAUUUUACUUCACUAAGUAAAGCCGUCAAUAACUCUUACGAUAUUUACAAGGACAGAUCUGUCUUCGGAGGCUUUGUGGAUAACCACGACAACCCAAGAUUCCUGAGUAUGAACCCGAGUCAGACCGCACUCAAGAAUGAGCUCGCAUUAGUGAUAAUGGGAGACUGGAUUCCAAUAGUGUACUACGGAACCGAGCAAGGAUUCAACGGUGGCAACGACCCAAACAACCGUGAGUCUCUUUGGCCUUUUAUUUCCGCUGAGAAUCCGUUGUACAAGUUUAUUGAGACACUCAUUAAAUUCAGAAAAGCUCUUGGAAAGGAGUGGCUACGGGAAAAACAGGUGGAGAGACACGUCGAAUCUGAUGUAUACGCCUUUUCAAGAGGAAAGAUAUUGAUCAUCAUAACAACACAAAAUACAACUGUUAAGAUAAAAAUUACAAACUCCCCGUACGAACCGGGGAAUACCCUAAAAAAUGUGUUGAAUCCCACGGAAAAAUUUAAGGUCUCUUUGGAUGGCUCCCUGCCCGUUACAUUAAACUUGGGGCAGCCCCUUGUCCUUGAAAUGGAGGAGGAACAAAAUGAUAUCUAGAUAU